Molecule: messenger RNA, 528 nt
Organism: Lindgomyces ingoldianus
Lineage: Eukaryota; Fungi; Ascomycota; Dothideomycetes; Pleosporales; Lindgomycetaceae
Product: RmlC-like cupin
Exons: 2
Coding region: 1-528 (175 amino acids)
Source: RefSeq, a predicted model, not a curated record
AUGGCGAUGCCUCGCAGACCCAUAAACUACGUUCCGGCACAGUCAGGAGAGAUAUUGAAGCUUGGACACAUUACCUGUCGCGUGAUGGAGGAUGGGUCGAGGACAGGUAAGACGAUUCCUGUACUUUCCUUGCGUUAUAAUAGAAUCGGCAGCGCCGAAUUUACCGUCCCAGCCGGCACAGUCGGGCCUCCAGCUCACUGGCACGAAAUGCACGACGAAACAUUUCUCGUAACGCAAGGCACGAUCCGGUUCCACGCGCCCGAUGGCCAAAUCGUCGACGCCAAAGUCGGAGACUAUGUGACUGUCCCAAUCCGAGCCCCUCACACGUUUUCGAAUCCUUUCGAUGUCGAAGCUAAGUUCUUCAAUACAUAUACCCCUGCUUUCUACAUUGAUUACUUUAGGAUUCUGGCCGAGGUGAGCAAGAACGAUGAGCAGAUGAGCAAGGAGAAGAAUUUGGAGGUCAUGGCAAGGUUUGCGACGAUGCCAGCGAAGCCAAUGUUGGAGGAGAUGGCCAAGGGGCGGAAAUAG